This is a messenger RNA of Orbicella faveolata, 3160 nucleotides long. RefSeq names its product alanine--tRNA ligase, cytoplasmic-like. Gene Ontology annotation, molecular function: alanine-tRNA ligase activity; aminoacyl-tRNA deacylase activity; ATP binding. The record is from RefSeq and is a predicted model, not a curated record. Gene Ontology annotation, cellular component: cytoplasm; mitochondrion. Gene Ontology annotation, biological process: alanyl-tRNA aminoacylation. NCBI's taxonomy places the organism in Eukaryota, Metazoa, Cnidaria, Anthozoa, Scleractinia, Merulinidae.
UUUCCAUAGAAGUUUCAUGAUUUUCGGCCGGUGUUUUCGACCAAAUCGAUUCUUUUCUUCUUUGAAUUUGAUCGCGUUUCGCAGUCUCUGGAAGAGAACGUACCGUGCCUCCAUUAGGAUGGAUCCUAGCUUGACUGCAAAGGAUUUACGACAGAUGUUCGUGGAUUUCUUUGUGGAGAAAUACGAACACACCUUUGUCCCUUCCUCGUCUACCAUUCCACAUGAAGACCCAACCUUGCUGUUUGCAAAUGCUGGGAUGAAUCAGUACAAGCCACUCUUUUUGGGAACUGUGGAUCCAAAUAGUGAUCUGUCCAAACUCAAGCGUGCUGUAAACAGCCAGAAGUGUAUCCGUGCAGGUGGUAAACACAAUGACUUGGAUGAUGUUGGCAAGGAUGUCUACCACCAUACAUUCUUUGAAAUGUUGGGAAAUUGGUCUUUUGGAGAUUACUUUAAAAAAGAGGCCAUAGAGUUUGCUUGGGAAUUACUAACAGUGAAGUAUGGCAUGCCAAAAGAUAGUCUUUAUGUGACAUACUUUGGAGGUGCAGAAGGCCUUGAAUCUGAUGAAGAUACCCGACAGUUUUGGCUUGACAUGGGUAUUCCACCUGAACGAGUCCUCCCGUUUGGUAUGAAGGACAACUUUUGGGAGAUGGGCGAGACUGGUCCGUGUGGACCUUGCUCUGAGAUUCACUAUGACAGGAUUGGUGGGCGUGAUGCUGCCUUUCUUGUGAACAUGGAUGACCCCACCGUCCUUGAAGUGUGGAACCUUGUGUUUAUACAGUUUAACAGGGAAUCGGAUGGCAGUCUCAAAACCUUGCCAAGCAAACACGUAGAUACUGGUAUGGGAUUGGAACGUUUAACAUCUAUCACUCAGGGAAAGAUGUCCAACUAUGACACAGAUCUCUUUCAACCAUUUUUUGAAGCAAUUCAUAAGGCCACUGGCAUCAGACCAUAUCAGGGCCUUGUAGGUGCUGAGGACAAAGAUGGCAUUGACAUGGCCUAUAGAGUUGUUGCUGAUCAUGUCAGGACACUAACAAUGGCCAUCACAGAUGGCGGUAAACCCGACAACACCGGCAGAGGGUAUGUGCUAAGGCGGAUAUUGAGAAGAUGUGUUCGUUUUGGUACAGAGAAGCUCAGUGUGCCUCCUGGAUUUAUUGCUUCCUUGGUGACAGUGGCUGUUGAUUCCCUGGGUGACUUCUUCCCUGAAUUGAAGAAAGACCCGCAACUGGUAAGUAGGACUGAACUUGCAAGAGGAAAAGGCUCUGGUAGUGAUGAUGCAAUCACUCUUGAUGUACAUGCAAUUAACAAGUUGCAAAAGGACUUCAUUCUCACACCAACAGACGAGAGCCCCAAAUAUAUUUACCAGUCUGACUCAGAAGGAAAUUAUGUAUUUGAGCCAGUGAUUGGUACAGUGAAGGCAAUCAUGUUUGAGAAAGAGUUUGUAAAUGAGGUAACCAGUGGCAGUCACUGUGGAGUUGUAUUGGACAGAACAUGCUUCUAUGCUGAACAGGGCGGCCAGAUAUACGACCAGGGGUUCAUGGUCAAAGAAGGUGAUGAUGUAAGUCACAAGAUCUUUAAGUUAAAUAUGGGUGAUCAACUUUUAGUUUCUCCUAAUAUGCGUUCUUCUGUGCAGGUUUACCCUGAUCCAGUCCGUGUGUUGUCGAUUGGCGCUUCAUUUGAUGACCUGCAAGAUGAUCCUCAGGCCGGAUACAAAUACUCUGUUGAGUUCUGCGGGGGAACGCAUCUGCAGCGCACAGGACACAUGAAAUCAUUCGUCCUCGUGUCCGAGGAAGCCAUUUCUAAAGGAAUCCGAAGGAUCGUGGCGCUUACAGGACCGGAGGCACUGAAGGCCGAGAAAAAAUGUAACGCUCUGGAGGAACGGGUUGAAAACAUUCAGAAUUUGGUGCAGCAGAAGAUGAAGGAAGGAAGUUUGAAAAUCAAGGAAACUUCCCAAGAAAUAUCAAGAAUUGGCGAGGAUAUUUCCGCUGCCGUUAUCUCUGCCUGGCGUAAAGAUGAAAUGCGAACAAAACUGAAAGCGGUUAAGAAACUUGUCGAUGAUGCUGACAAAGCAACAAAGACUGCCUUGCUGCAGCAGGCAGUGGACAAAGCCAAGGCUAUGAUUGAAGCAGAUCCCAACAGAUCUUAUGUUGUUGAUGUAUUUGAAGCCGGCUCAAAUCAGAAGAUUCUCGACGCUGCGCUGAAACAGUUCAAGAACCUGGCUCCUAAAACUGCAGCUCUUCUGUUCAGUGUUGACGAAGAAAAUUGCAAGAUUAUUUGCCUGGCCCAAGUACCCAAGGAAGUUAUUCAGCAAGGUCUAAAGGCAGAUGAGUGGGUGAAGUCUGUGGCGGGGUUGAUAGGCGGCAAAUGUGGCGGAAAAGAUGUGUCUGCGCAGGGAUCUGGGCCCAACAUUGGCUGCGUCAAGAAAGCAGUGGAAACCGCGACUCAAUUUGCUCAGCAAAAACUUUAAAUUCGAAGUACGUUGAGUUGAAUUUAGGAAAUAAUUUCCAAGACACUGGACUGUGUGUCGUUGGAAACGUCACAUAUUUAAAAUGUUAGGCUUUGUGAAGCUAACAAUUCAGGCCCAUCUCCCUCGUAAAGCAAUUUCUAUAGGAAUAGUAAAACACUUAUAAUAAAAAUUUUAUAAAACCGGCCAAAGCGGCAAAGCUGCUCAGUCGAACCCCGACAUAUUUUGUAUUUAACAAGGCCAUAAACCCGGCAGCUCUUAGGCCAUCUGUUAAAAAUUAAAAAUAAAAAUACCUUGACUUUGUUUGACUGAUAACAAACUCUACUGGAGUGCUAAACUUUAUUUUCAUCUGACUCUGUUUUCACUUACUGAACGAUAUGGUGUCAGUUUUUCAGUGCUGCUGUUCUUCUUCAUCCAGUCUCCUUUGUUACACAUUACAAAACUCUAAGGUAGUAGGUAAUUGUGACAUUUUGUGGAUGGUAUCGGCAUGACGUUCUCGCGGUAGAAAGCGUGCCAAAUAUGGUAUUUACAGCAAUUUUUCCCUGUAAAGUAAACCAAACUUGCCAUGCCCACCUCCCAUAUACGGUAUAAUGGCUGGUGACCGAGAAUCAGUGAACCAAUCAGAAAGAAGUCUUUGCACAUCCGCCCCCUCUAGUUAGAAAUGCAAAAUAAAGGUGACAAAAAUGAGUUGUUACGAAA